Penicillium daleae is the source of this 2490-nucleotide messenger RNA. RefSeq names its product putative APSES transcription factor (MbpA). The record is from RefSeq and is a predicted model, not a curated record. Gene Ontology annotation, molecular function: protein binding; transcription coactivator activity; DNA binding. Lineage: Eukaryota; Fungi; Ascomycota; Eurotiomycetes; Eurotiales; Aspergillaceae. The coding region runs from base 1 to 2490 and encodes 829 amino acids. Gene Ontology annotation, cellular component: SBF transcription complex; MBF transcription complex. The transcript is spliced from 4 exons.
AUGUCCUACUCACAGAGGAGCACAGGAUCAGCAAACGGUUUGGCCUAUAAUAUUCUCAACAAUUCACAAUCCCUCUCGUCCACCCCUCGAGCAACUCCGCCGCCGCCGAAAGGAUUGCAAAUGUCCUCGUUUGGGGUCUCCAACGGCGCCUCUCGUGGCAGCUUUAACGGCAGUUAUGAUGGUGGAAAUGAUUACGGGUCUAUGAUGACCUACCAGGAGGAGUUUAAGCCGCAGAUCUAUCGUGCGGUAUACUCGAAUGUCUCCGUCUACGAGAUGGAGGUCAAUGGGGUCGCGGUCAUGAAACGUCGAUCCGACUCCUGGUUGAAUGCAACUCAAAUUCUGAAAGUGGCUGGAGUGGUGAAGGCUCGACGCACGAAGACCCUAGAGAAGGAAAUCGCUGCCGGCGAGCAUGAGAAGGUUCAAGGUGGUUACGGAAAGUACCAAGGUACCUGGGUAAACUACCAGCGAGGUGUUGAUCUGUGCCGCGAGUACCAUGUGGAGGAAAUGCUGCGACCAUUACUGGAAUAUGAUAUGAGCCCCGGCGGCUCGGGCGCUCCUUCCCAGAGUACCCUUGAUACCCCUACGAAAGAGCAGGCCAUGGCAGCCCAGCGCAAGCGUCUCUACAGUGGUGCAGAAAACCGCAGCAUGUCGCAGCCCCAGCAAGGAACUUUUUUCCAAAAUAUUUCCCGCACGGCCGCGACUGCCGUCAAUGCUAUUAGCAAAGCCCGCUUCGACUCGCCCAGUGGAAACAGCCGACGAUCAAGUGUCAUUCGCAAGCCAUCACAGCAGAUGAGCAGCCAAGAAUCUCAAAUGGCGUUCAGCAGCCAGCAGAGCAUGUACAACAUGUCUGACAGUGGGUUCAGCAGUCUCCAAAAUCGCUUCCAGCCACAUGACGACCACGAAGAAUUCGUGGAACCUCCGCGCAAACGUGUUCGCUCUUCAUCGCACCAUGGCCCACCAAUUGGGUUGCACAGAGAGCCAUCUAACUUAUCCAUGCAUGAACCUACACCUACCGAACCUAAUGAAUCUUUUUAUCAAGACCUUGAUCUUCCACCGCCGCCAAUGGAUGAUGGACACAAGCGGGGUGCCGAGGCUAUACCACCUGCUUCCGAUCCCGAGGGCUUCCAAAAGCAGAAGCUGAUUAUGACCCUGUUCCUUGACAAACGAAUCAAGGACUUUUCCAACCACCCUGCUCUCAUGCAGUUGACCGGUGAAGAUCUUGAGCUUCCUCUUGACGAAUACCGAAACAAUGCCCUUCAUUGGGCUGCGAUGCUGGCGCGAAUGCCGCUAGUCCACGCUCUCGUAGGGAGAGGUGCGAGCAUCACCCGAGUCAACGCCGCAGGCGAGACUGCUUUACAAAAGGCGGUUGGGACCCGCAACAAUCUCGACUAUCGAAGCUUUCCCCGUCUACUCCGGGUGCUUGCGCCGAUUAUCGAUAUGGUUGACUACAGUGGGCGGACUAUUCUGCACCACAUCGCGAUGAUGGCAGCCACCGGUGGAGGUGGGCAUAAUGGGUCACAAGGGAGUGAGGUUAUCUCCCUGGGCCGAUUCAUCUCAGAGAUCGUUAACUUGCGUGAUGAGCAAGGGGAUACUGCUCUGAACCUUGCUGGGCGGGCACGAUCAGUGCUUGUGCCUCAGCUACUAGAAGUGGGCGCAGAUCCUCACAUUCCAAAUCACACUGGACUUCGGCCUGCUGAUUAUGGAGUCGGUGUUGAUAUGGUGGAUGGCAAUGGCCAAUCACAGCAAGCCGGUGGUCGAAAUGACACUUUCAUUGACCAGCUUGCAAAGUCCAAGAAGGAGAUUCUCAAUGCCGCAUUGUCGCAAAUUAAUACGAUUGUCGAAGAGGCUCUCGGUGGUAUUGACCGAGACCUUGCGUCCAGCAUCACUCAGAAGCAAGAAAAGUUUGACCACUGGCACUCCAAAAUUCGUGAGGCGGCCAAAGCCCGCCAGAUUGAACAGAAGCAGCUGGAUGCGUUGAAGCAAAAGUCUUCAGAGCGACUUGAGAUUGAUCGGCGUAUCAAGAACCUGGAGCGGUCUUCCGAGGGCUUGCUCGGCACUUUGAAAAAUACGCCAGGAAUCGACUUCUCUCGGAUUGCCGUUAUUGGUGAUGCCGAUAAAACCUCUGGUGUGGAUCCUGUCACAUUUGAAGCCGUGUUCGGGGAGACAUUUGAUCCCUCUGCUGGGUUCUCUGCCCAGCAAGUUGCUUUCCUGGCUACGCUUCCUUCACCGGAUACGCUGAAACAUCGCAUCCGAUACUACCAAGAGCUGAAUACUGGCAUCACAGCUGAAGUCGACGCUCUGAAGGCUAAGAAUGCGGUUCUCGGGCAGAACUAUCGUCGCAUGGUGAUGGCAUGCACGGGCUGGUCUGCUGAGCAAGUGGAUGAGGCUGCCGAGGGCUUGACACAAUGUGUCAAAGAGUUGAAUGAUAACCCUGUCCCCGAGGACGAGGCUAUCGAGAUUCUCAUGCGGGACCGUGGACAGGACUGGUAG